Messenger RNA from Gigantopelta aegis, 2125 nucleotides. RefSeq names its product solute carrier family 22 member 15-like. Gene Ontology annotation, molecular function: transmembrane transporter activity. The transcript has 9 exons. Gene Ontology annotation, biological process: transmembrane transport. Bases 55 to 1662 code for a protein of 535 amino acids. NCBI's taxonomy places the organism in Eukaryota, Metazoa, Mollusca, Gastropoda, Neomphalida, Peltospiridae. Gene Ontology annotation, cellular component: membrane. The record is from RefSeq and is a predicted model, not a curated record.
UUACUGUCCUGUUAUGAACCCCGUGCUACUUCCAUACUCAUUAAAUGAGACAACAUGGCGACGGAAACAGAAGUGAAGAGCGAGAUGUCGGAGGACAGCAAAAAGGGUACGCUGGAAAUUCUGCUCGGCGAGCUGGGCUCGUUUGGUCGUUUCCAGAUAAUCAUGAUGAAUUGUCUCUUUAUACCGAAAGCUCUCAUUGGAUUUAGCCUUGUUCUCCCUUCGUUCACUGGCGUGCCUCCUGAUUGGUGGUGUGUACCUGCUGGCGACAACAACAACACAUCGCAGCACACGAACGAAACAUUCAAAGUUUGUAGUGUCAAUGGUACUGAAUGCAUCCGAGAGUACGGCUCCAAUAUGGUGACAACCGUUUCCGAGUGGGAUCUCGUGUGUGAAAACAGGUGGGUGACGAAGACCAUCACGUCAAUCCAGAUGGCGGGAAUUCUGGUGGGCGUGGUCAUCGCGGGUCAAAUGUCAGACUCGUUCGGACGUAAGAAGAUCUUCUUCUUGGCGGUGCUCAUGCAUUCGCUGUGGAACUUCAUUUGUCCCAUUUCCGUCGCUUGGGAGAUGUUCGCAGUGCUGAGGUUCCUCAUUGGUAUAACCGGCGGAAUGAUUCUGUGCUCGAGUUUUCCGUACAUGCUGGAGUUUGUUGAAGAAAGAUGGCGUCCUAUCCUGACGGCGAUUCCCUAUUGGCCAAUCGGCGUAGCUUUUGUCGCACUGCUGGCCUGGCUGUUACCAAACUGGAAAUACCUACACGUUAUCUGUGGCGCGGCUAACCUUCCAUUCCUCAUUGGAUAUUUUUUUCUGCCCGAGAGCAUGCGGUGGUUGGUGGUACACGACAGGGUGGAUGAGGCGGAGAAAGUGGCGAACACUAUCGCCAGGUACAACCGAGUGAAAAUACCUGACGAUGUACGCAAACGUCUCCAGGCGGUGGCUGAUGAGGAGAAAAGUGGACAGCAAACUACCAAGAAGUAUUCAUACAUCGACGUAUUCCGCGGGAAAACUAUGAUCAAAACGACCAUCUCUUCUAGCUUUGUCUGGUUUAGCUGUUCCAUCGUGUACUACGGCAUGACGUUCGGCGCCCAGGGUCUGAGCGGAAACCUCUACCUGAACAUCUUCCUCCUCACCAUCGUCGAGGUGCCAUCGUUUGCGUCGACAUUUUGGCUUCUUCGCAUAUUUGGUCGAAAGUGGACAACUAUCACUUUUCUCUUUAUUGGUGGUUUGUCUUUGGUGGGUACGGUGGUUACCAAUAGGGUUGCUGGACCAGACUAUAAAGACCAGCUGAUCACUGCCAUGGCUCUGCUAGCCAAGAUGGCGAUUGGUGGGGCCUGGAUGAUCAUGUUUACGUACACCAACGAGCUGUACCCCACAGUCGUCAGAACAAUUGGUUUUGGUGUGAGUCAGACCUGCUCACGGGUAGGAGGGAUCGUGGCGCCUAUGAUUCUGUUGAUGGACGGAGAUAACAUCAUCGUCCCCUACGUGACAAUGGGUGCGCUCAUCAUCAUUAGCGCCACCUGUCUAUUUUUGUUGCCGGAGACCAAAGGGAGACCACUCGAGGACACGUUGAAAGCGAAACCGAAAGUUGAACUUGUGAGAAUACGUAAGAAGGAGGAGGGCAAGAUGUCUGAAAUUAAUAACCCGGAAGCACAUGAUAAUGCUGUAUAAAUGGGAGAUCUACACACACACACGAAAGCUAAAAUUUAGAAUUCGUCAUUGCUAAGCUGAUCUUAAAUAUAUUUAAUAAAAAAUAUUUGCUGUGACGAAGAUGCAUGAGUGGACCUAAAGGAUGUAGAAAGUGUGGUUCUUUCUACAUCCAGAUAGUGUUACAUACCCUAUAUAUAGCUGGUAUUCAAAACUUGUGGCACCAUCUUUCAACCGCUUCUCAACCAAAAUAGUGCAACAAAUGGACCCACAAACGAAAAAUGUAUAACCUACUAUACUCACUAAAUCCUGAUUGAAGUACUUGCAUCAUUAUUAACAAACUAAAUCUUCCAACAACAUAAACCAAUUUCCCCGCCAUUUUAAAUUUACUACAUAGAGGGAAAAGAAACAAAGAAAUGUUUUAUUUAACGACGCACUCAACACAUUUUAUUUACGGUUAUAUGGCGUCAGACAUAUGGUUGAGGAC